UCAUACGAUCGGCUUCCAAGCAAACAACAUCUAAACUUUGGAAUAUUGGACUUGGACGUGUAUUUUUGUGCAAAUCAUCCAUUAUGUCAGGACAGUCCAGGAAUUCCUGGAUAAAGAAAGAUGACCCAAAACUUGUUUCUGGGAAGCAAAAAGAUAUUUUUGAGGACAUUCUCGAGGACCGUCGUCACUCCAGUGAUGCAAAAUGGGCAUGGCACACUCGAGAUGUUCCUCUUUAUAAAGAAAACAAACCAAGAUCACCUGAAGAGAUCAAGAAACAUGUACUACACAGUGAUAGAGUCAAGUAUGCCAUAGAACAGGUUUGUGAAGAGAGUGGAUUGCCAAUGGAGGAAAUUCACAAACAAACAGUGGAGAUCCUAAAUGAAAUGGCUCACAAUCUAAGCAUAAAUGCUAUCCGGGGUUUUGCAGUGUUUCUUGUCAAAGUUAUGAAGGCCCUCUUCAGAAGAAUUUAUGUCAAUGAGGAAGGUGUACAAAAGGUUCACAGUAUGAUUAAGGAGUACCCAGUAUUGGUGAUGCCCACACACAGAAGUUACUUUGAUUUUCUGCUGGUCUCAUUUGUUUUCUUUGCUUACGAGUUACCCCUCCCAGUUAUUGCAGCUGCCAUGGACUUCAGCAGUAUGAAGUUCUUUGGCUGGCUGUUGAGGAAUUGCGGAGCUUUCUACAUACGGAGGAGUUUUGGAGAUGACCAGCUUUACUGGGCAGUGUUUACAGAGUACGUACAAACACAGAUCUGUCAUGGAGACCAUCCUAUUGAAUUCUACGUGGAGGGAACUCGAAGUCGAACACUCAAAUCUUACUCACCAAAAUUCGGUAUGCUGUCGGCAUCACUUGAGCCUUACUUUAAGGCCCACAUCCCUGAUAUCAUGGUGUUUCCAGUCAGUAUUAGUUAUGACAAGGUCCUGGAGGAAACACUUUAUGCCUAUGAACUUCUUGGAGUUCCUAAACCUAAAGAAUCAACAGGGGCAUUAUUAAAGGCAAGGAAUAUAUUGAAUGAGGAUUUUGGAAAUGUUCACAUGUACUUUGGUGAACCAAUUUCAAUAAGGCAAUAUACAACAGGAAAGGUGGAUAGAAGUGUUCACAGUUUAGCUCCGAGAUACAUAGCUAGUUUGUCUAAAGAAGAAACAAAGCUCCUCCAAAUCCUUGGAUACGAUGUUGUCAUGAAGCACCUGUCAAACAUGGUUAUCUCCCCUUGGUCUCUUAUUGCUGCUGUAUUGGUUCAGAAUAAAGAGGGCAUUACAGUCAAACAGUUGACAAAAGAAGUGGAGUGGAUCAAGAGGCAGGCCUUUAAUUUAGGGGCAAAUAUAGACUGGCCAGGCAAUGAGACAGCUGAUGACAUCAUCAGAAGUGCACUUGAUCUUCAUAAAAACUUUGUACGAGUGAGCACUGAUGACGUAAUAGAACUGGUUUCUGUGGUAGCACCUCACCAGAAGGGGACUCAGGAUGAGUUGAUGCAGUCUGCUGCUCAGCACCUUGUCCUGACUCUAUAUAGGAAUCAACUCAUGCAUGUCUUUGUUAGAAUUGCAAUGGUUACCAUCAGUAUUAAUGCCUGUCCAAAUGAUACCCUGUCAUUAGAGGAACUUUUUACCAAAUACUCCUUCUUAGAGCAACUCCUCAAUCGAGAUUUUAUUUUUAAGCCUGGUAGUACAAAACAGGACUUUGAAAAUGCUGUGUUGACCUUGACUCAUAAUUGCGGUGUCAUAAUAAAAGAUAACCUAGUGCAGAUAAAGAGAUCGCAGAAUAAAUACACCACUUUUUUCAGUCAGAUGUUUGAACCAUUUCUUCUUGGAUACUGGAUACUCUGUCGAUGCAUAUUAUCAACACAAAUAGAUAUUCAUAAUAAACCAAUAGCCAAGCCACCAAAAACAAUAUCCAGGGAAGCUCAAACCCUUGGGGCUCGAUUAUUAAGGGAGCGAUGUGUCCGUAAUCUUGAAGUUCUCUCCUUGGACUUACUGGGAAAUGGGCUUCAUGCUCUAGUACACAUGGGGGCAGUCAGGAAAGAAAAAAGAGAUGGACAGACAUACAUGUUCCCAAACACAAUUGUUUUGACCAGUGUGUGUUCUCAGCUAGAGCAGUUUAUUGAAGUUCCACAGAUUCCCACAACUAGUAUCAAUGUAGAAUCCAAGACAGUUGUCAUCACUGCCAAACUGUGACAGAAAUAUCCAGUACUGUCAAACUGUGACAGAAAUAUAUAAGUACACUGACAAUCUGUGAUAAAAAUAUGUCUGUCAUUGACAGACUGUCACUGAAUGAUAACUACUGACAAUCUGUGGCAGAGAUAAUAAGAGCUAAAAAAAUGAUAAUACCUGUUAUUAUGAACAUUAAUUAGCACAAAAAAAACAACUCCCUUUGAUAACAAAUUUAUUUAAUGAUCCUGCUGAUUGAUUGCCUUUUCGUCUAUUGAAAGUGUCACUGUUACUUGUUCAAUGUGUAAAAUUGACAUAAUUAUGUUGAGGAUUAAUGUAUUGUUGUAGUCCGUAUCUAUGCUGUCACAGUCAGCAUACUGCAUGAAGAAAAAUGCACUUAGACUGUAUAUAUUUUUUUUUAGAUACACUGUACAUGUGCAUGUAACUUCUUAAUGAAGGAGUCAGUUGAGUGUGCUAGGUUUGUGCAUUAAUUAUGAAAGAUGCAGAAUUUUAAAACUGAAAUAGCAGGGACUGUUCAGAUUAUUUGAUGAAAUUGCCAAAUACCCCACUCCAUCCCCCCCACUAUCACUAACAAGAUACUCUUAAAAUGUUUAAAUUUAUAUGUGUGUAACAAAGCAUGCUACAUGCAUACCAGAUUUUAACAUUAUAUUUUGCUAGUACCAAAUGCUUAUCUGCAAUAUAUAAUGUACAUAUCAUUUCAUUAUAUGCUUGUAAGGAAAAUAAGGACAAUUCGAUAAAUUACAGAAUGUCAAUACCAGUAACUUUUUUAUGGAGAUAAACAUGUAUGCAUUUUUGAUGCUGCAUGCAUAAUGUGUCAUUUACACAUAUCUCCCAAAUUCAUCUUUUGUU
Messenger RNA from Saccostrea echinata, 3011 nucleotides. RefSeq names its product dihydroxyacetone phosphate acyltransferase-like. Bases 84 to 2168 code for a protein of 694 amino acids. The transcript has 14 exons. Gene Ontology annotation, molecular function: glycerone-phosphate O-acyltransferase activity. The record is from RefSeq and is a predicted model, not a curated record. Gene Ontology annotation, cellular component: peroxisomal membrane; mitochondrial membrane. Gene Ontology annotation, biological process: ether lipid biosynthetic process. NCBI's taxonomy places the organism in Eukaryota, Metazoa, Mollusca, Bivalvia, Ostreida, Ostreidae.